Molecule: messenger RNA, 2618 nt
Organism: Eurytemora carolleeae
Lineage: Eukaryota; Metazoa; Arthropoda; Copepoda; Calanoida; Temoridae
Exons: 21
Coding region: 397-2406 (669 amino acids)
Biological process (GO): sodium ion transmembrane transport
Cellular component (GO): membrane
Molecular function (GO): ligand-gated sodium channel activity
Source: RefSeq, a predicted model, not a curated record
CAUUUUGGAUCCGAUUAAGGUUUCAAGGGUACCGUUGUGAUUCGAGCAUUGUACAUUUUGCAUGGAGGUUGACAUGAAAUUGCGCUUACAGUCCCUUUUAUAGUCACAAUCUUUGUUUGAUCGUAUAGACUUUAGAUAAUGGGCACAUUCUUUAAUUUUUAAACUGUUUUUUUCCAUUUUCAUGAAAAUUUUGAAAAAAAAGUCAAGAAUAUUUUUAACAUGUGAACAAUCUUGGUAAUCCAGCCCUCUAGUCAAAUGGUACUUAGUAGAAUUUUGGUCACCGUUUUUUUUUAUUUUAGGAAAAAAAAUUGAAUUUUGCUUUUACUGUUUUUUUAUUUUAUGAAGAAAUUAAUUUUUUUUUAUAAGCUACAGUCGAGUGCUUAAAAGGAACUCAAAAUGGAAGAACCCCCUCUGCCUCUGCAGGACAAACAAUAUCAAAACAGGCCUAACAGAGAAGCUGUGAUGAAUUCUUGGUUUAUUAAAACAACCCUGCCUAAGUUUACCGAUUUCCUUCAGCACAAAAGGAAAUUUAAACGAUCUAAAAUAAAAGAGAUAAUGAAAAUGAGGAAACUUACUAAUUACUUAACUGGGCCUAACUCCCCUGUUUUCAUUUACAACCAUGGAAAAUUUAAACAGCCUGAACUAGAAGAGGUUAAAGAAUACUGUGCAGAGUCCUCGAUUCAUGGACUCAAGUAUAUCACAGAGGAUGGAGUAUCCUGGAUACAACGGGUGCUCUGGAUUGUCUGGUUCAUCCUUGCUCUAGUCUGCUUAAUCUUACUGUUCAAACCCAUCAUGGACAAGUACAAUAAUACACCGACUAUAACUACUGUGGAAACUACCAACUAUCCAAUAUCCAACAUUGAUUUCCCUGGAGUCACAGUUUGCUCUAAUAUAAGGGUAUCAUUGCGCAGUCUUUUGGAGGCAACCCAGAAGCCACCAUGGAAUAAAUACAACACCACUUUAAAGAACCAGAUGAUAUUGAGCUUACUUAAGUACAAUACAGACCCACACCUCCUCAGAGCAACUGACCAUGAAAUGAUGGAAAAAGAAGAAAAAUUUGUCAGAAACCUCAUGUACCAGAUUACCCCAAGUUGUGAAAGAAUGUUUCUCUUUUGUAAAUGGCAAGGAAAACGACAAGAAUGCAAAAAGUUUGUGACUAUGACGAAUACAGAUGCUGGUUUCUGCUGUUCCAUAAACACUGUUAAUUUGGCAGAUUCCUUUACAAAAGAUGAAAAUAAAACCGAGGAUGAAUAUAUGACAACUGUUAGACCAAGUGCCAAUUGUAAUACAAGCUCUAUAAAUGGUGAUGAGUCUGGAAGUGGGAAUGGAACUGGAAGUGGGUCUAACUCAUCUUGUUUAGAAAAUUCAAUGUCCAGCAGUGGUUUAGAAACCCCCAAUGAUCCCCUCAGAUUUACAGGGAUAUUAACUGGAUAUGAAAACCAUAUUACCAAUGAGUGUCAAGUGAGACCAGGUGCAAGAAUUAAGGAAACAGGAAGCACAGGAGCUGAAACAGUAAAAACAGGAGCUGAAACUGCAAAGGAUCUGGAAGCAAAUUCAGACUUUUCAGAAAAUGUUGAAGAAGAAGAGGACUUUAAAGUGCUUAAAACAAAUAUGGUUGCUCAGGAUCUAGGAUUUUCUUUUCUCAUUGAUGGAAAUUUUGAUGAUAAAGUUUCUUUUGGUAAAACAUCUACGAAUAACAACUUCUUUUACGGAUUAGAGGCUAACUGUUUACUGGAGUGUACUGUUGGUGCAAUGCUACAGUUAUGUGGAUGUGUACCCUACUUCUAUCCAGAUUUUCCUAAAUCAUUUAUAGAAAAACAUAUAAAGCUGAGCAAUUAUACUAAUAGUACAGGCUUUUGCUUUUGGGAUAAUCUUAAAUGCCUCAGUGAAAAUCGAGGUUAUUUGAAUGCAUUCGCUACUCCUGGAACUGAGGAAACAGAUCAAGGGUUGCAUUGUAAUUGUCCAGAUGAUUGUAAUCAAGUUGUCUACUCUAAGGACUUGUCACAAGGAUUUUUAAUAGAUUUCAACGAUGGCCUGGUUCGUAAAGCAGUUUGUAAGGAAUUAUACCAGACUGUAUGUGAAGAAGUUGGGUUCAAACAAGAGUUUGAUGCACUGGCAGAAUAUGCAAUUAAACUAGAGGAAAUGUUUGGAAAAUACGAAACGUUUCCAGGACAAUAUUGGGGUUGUGCUGUCAGGACAUUUAAGGAGAAAAUCAUGUAUACUGCCUACAUACAUGUGUUUUUUAGCGACAUGGGAGUGACUAAAUUCAAAAGAGAUCAAUUGUUUGGAUGGCAAGAUAUUGUAGCCCAGUUUGGAGGAACGGUAGGACUCUGUGUUGGAUUGAGUAUACUUAGUGUAUGUGAGAUAUUCUACUUCUUACUCUGCAGGCGUUGGCUCAAGAAAUAAUAAGGCAGAUAUGUCGACUGUUGAGGGCUCUUCAAAUGCUUUGUAAUAUUUUACAGAUUUGAUUAUGAAACACCCAACUUUAGCCUUUGUUAAAUAUUAGCAUUCAUAUAUAUAUGGUACGAAUGUAUACUGCCCUUUAAUAUUUUUACACCAGGCUUUUUGCACUCAUUUUUCUAAUACAAAUUUUACUUUUUAAUCAUUGCAUUCUAAUU